This is a messenger RNA of Scheffersomyces coipomensis, 3012 nucleotides long. It is a transcript of the gene PMT2, whose product is annotated as dolichyl-phosphate-mannose-protein mannosyltransferase. Gene Ontology annotation, biological process: protein O-linked glycosylation via mannose. The coding region runs from base 497 to 2812 and encodes 771 amino acids. The transcript has a single exon. NCBI's taxonomy places the organism in Eukaryota, Fungi, Ascomycota, Pichiomycetes, Serinales, Debaryomycetaceae. The record is from RefSeq and is a predicted model, not a curated record. Gene Ontology annotation, molecular function: dolichyl-phosphate-mannose-protein mannosyltransferase activity. Gene Ontology annotation, cellular component: endoplasmic reticulum; membrane.
AUUGCAUAGAUGGAAGAUAUUCGCUAAUAAGUCUAUCUUGAUUAGUCUAGUUGAAAUUAGAGUUAUGUAAGAUUUAAACAUAUGAGUGUAUUCGCAUGAUAAUUCUGAAUCGAUCUAAACUAUUUAAUUAUUCUUUCAACUUAAAUUACAUUAACAAUUGAUCAAUGAAUCAUUCUCUUCCUUCUUAAUUACACCAUUCCUCUUCCUCUUCUUCUUCUCUCAAAAUUGAAAAAUGAUCUGUUUCUUAAUUUGGACUUUGGCGCGUGGAAAUUUCAAAAAGUAAAAGAAAAAAAAACACGUAUACUCAAACUUUUUUGUGUGUACCACUCCCAUUAUUGACACCCACACAGAAUUAAAAAAAAGGCAGCCAAAUUUCAACAAUUGUUUGAUAUAUUCUUUCCUUUAGGUUGACUUGGCUAGACUAGUGUAAUUCAUCUCAAUUGGCUAUCUGCAGAUUCAGACAUAUUAUCCCUUUGCUUUCAGAACAUAGAUCAUCAUGUCUUCGUCGUCUGGUGUAAGCACGGGAGAGAAGGAUUCUCUUCGUGAAAGACAUCCUAAACAUGAAAAACAUAUUGAAGAAGAUGAAGAAAUAGAAGAUAAAGAAGAAGUGAAUGGUUCAGCUGAUAAAGAAGAACUCUCUAAGAGAACUCAAUAUGAUGAUGCUAAAGAAUACGUUGAUUCAUUAAAGAAAUUAGAAUCAAUCUUAGCUCCUAUUUUAUUCACCGCUUUAUCGUUCUUUGUUAGAUUAUACAGAAUUGGAAUUAAUAAUGGGGUGGUAUGGGAUGAAGCUCAUUUUGGUAAGUUUGGUUCUUAUUAUUUAAGACAUGAAUUCUAUCAUGAUGUUCAUCCUCCUUUAGGUAAAAUGUUAAUUGGUUUAUCCGGUUAUUUAGCUGGUUAUAAUGGUAGUUGGGAUUUCCCUUCUGGUGAAACUUAUCCUGAUUAUAUUGAUUAUACUAAAAUGAGAAUCUUUAAUGCUACUUUUUCAGCUUUAUGUGUUCCAUUAGCUUAUUUUACUAUGAAAGAAAUUGGAUUUUCAAUUGCCACUACUUGGUUAUUUACUUUAAUGGUAACUCUUGAAUUUACUUAUGUUACUUUAGGUAAAUUUAUCCUUUUAGAUUCUAUGUUAUUAUUUUUUACAGUUGCUACUGUUUUUACAUUUUCAAGAUUUAAUAAUUUUAAUAAUAAAAAGCAAGAAUUUUCCAGAAAAUGGUGGAAAUGGUUAUUAUUAACUGGUUUCUCCAUUGGUUGUACUUGUUCCGUUAAAAUGGUAGGUUUAUUCGUUACUACUUUAGUGGGUAUUUAUACUGUUACUGAUCUUUGGAAUAAAUUAGGCGAUAGAUCAAUUGGUUGGAUUCGCUACAUUCAACAUUGGAUUGCUAGAAUUAUUGGUUUAAUCAUUGUUCCAUUUUUAGUGUUCUUAUUAAGUUUUAAAGUUCAUUUUGAUUUAUUAUAUAGAACAGGUACUGGUGAUGCAAAUAUGUCCACCUUAUUUCAAGCUAAUUUAUUAGGUUCAGAUGUUGGUGGUGGUCCUCGUGAAGUUUCCAUUGUUCAUUCUGUUAUGACUUUAAAAAAUCAAGGUUUAACUGGUGGUCUUUUACAUUCUCAUGUUCAAACUUUCCCAGAAGGUUCAAAACAACAACAAGUUACCACUUAUUCUCAUAAAGAUUCCAAUAAUAAUUGGAUUUUCCAAAGAGCAAGAGGUCAACCUUAUUAUGAUACUGCUAAUAAUAAUACUAGUGUUGAAUAUGUUCUUGAUGGUAUGACGGUUAGAAUCAUGCAUCCUCAAACCGGUAGAAAUUUACAUACUCAUGAUGUUUCAGCUCCUGUUUCUAAAUCAGAAUAUGAAGUUGCAUGUUAUGGUAAUCAAACUAUUGGUGAUGCUAAAGAUAAUUGGAUUAUUGAAGUUAUGGAACAACAUUCUUCAGAAGAUAAAUUAAGACUUCAUCCAAUUACUACUUCAUUUAGAUUAAAAAAUCAAGUUAUGAAUUGUUAUUUAGGUGCCAGUGGUAGUUCAUUACCUCAUUGGGGUUUUAGACAAGGUGAAGUUGUUUGUUAUAAAAAUCCAUUUAAAAAAGAUAAAAGAACUUGGUGGAAUAUUGAAAAUAAUCGUAAUGAAAUUUUACCUGAACAACCUGAUUUUAAAUUACCAAAGACUAAAUUUUUAAGAGAUUUUAUUCAAUUAAAUUUAGCUAUGAUGGCUACAAAUAAUGCUUUAGUUCCAGAUCCUGAUAAACAAGAUGAUUUAGCUUCUAAAUGGUGGCAAUGGCCAACUUUAAAUGUUGGUAUUAGAUUAUGUUCUUGGUCUACCAAUAAAGUUAAAUAUUUCUUAGUUGGUUCUCCAGCUACUACUUGGCCAUCAACUGUUGGUGUAAUAGUAUUUGCUUUCCUUACUGUCUAUCAUUUGAUUAGAUGGCAAAGACAAAUUGUUGAUUUUCCAACAGAACAACCAAAUAAACUAAGAUUAUUCUUAAUGGGAGGUAUUUAUCCAAUGUUUGGAUGGGGAUUACAUUUCAUGCCAUUUGUAAUUAUGGGUAGAGUUACAUAUGUUCAUCAUUAUGUUCCAGCUCUUUAUUUUGCCAUGAUUGUUCUUUGUUAUGAAAUUGAAUAUUUCACGGCUCCAUUAGCUUUAGCUAAUGCAUCUGCCAAAGCUAAAAUCAUUCGUGCUGUAUUAUUCUUAAUCUUUUAUAUUAUUGUUGCCGGUACAUUCUGGUAUUUCAGAUAUAUUCCAUUAGGUAUGGAAGGUCCAAAGGAAGAUUGGGCUCAUUAUGAUAUCCUUGAAUCUUGGAGAAUUUCAAAUGAUAGAUAUAAGUAAAUCAAGUCAUAUAUACAUACAUACCCUACCUUACUUAAUCUCCCAUUUCUUUUAUCAUUUUAGUCAUUGGAAAAGUGGAAUGUAUCCUCUUUACAUAUGAAAAAUUAAAACAAUCUUUACAUAUAUAUUAUAUAACAAAAACUACAAAAAUAAACAGUCUAUUUGUACCGUAUAAUCGUUAGUUACUACAUUUAUAGUAG